AUGAGUUCCAAGGUCAAGAAAUGUGCCAACUGCGGUCACACUGCCUUCACACGUGACCGGUUCACUAAUGCCGGUGAUAUAUCGUGCUUGCGAUGCGGGACGGUGAUGGAGGAGAAUCCUAUCGUGAGUGAGGUUCAAUUCGGCGAAUCAUCCUCUGGUGCUGCCAUGGUUCAAGGUGCAAUGGUUGGCGCCGACCAGGCAAGAGCUUCGUACGGGGGAAGACAGAAUGCGAUGGAAAGUCGUGAACAGACAUUGUCUAACGGGAAGAGAAAAAUCAGAAAGAUCGCUCAUGCCUUGAAGAUUGCAGACUAUAUUGCGGAAUCGGCUGGAGGUUGGUUCAAAUUGGCUCUUACCCAGAAUUUUGUGCAAGGAAGAAGGUCACAGAAUGUGCUAGCAGCCUGUUUGUAUGUUGCUUGUAGAAAAGAGCGUACUCACCAUAUGUUGAUAGAUUUCAGUUCAAGAUUACAGAUCUCCGUGUAUUCCUUAGGAGCGACGUUCUUGAAGUUGGUGAAGGCUCUCAACAUUGUAAAAUUGCCGUUAGCAGAUCCUUCUAUAUUCAUCCAGCAUUUUGCCGAAAAGCUUGACUUCAAGGAAAAAGCCACCAAAGUGGUCAAAGAUGCAGUAAAGUUGGCUCACCAGAUGUCGAGCGAUUGGAUUGACGCUGGUCGUAGACCUGCUGGUAUCGCAGGAGCGUGUGUUCUUUUGGCUGCGAGAAUGAACAACUUCAGACGAACCCACUCGGAGAUUGUAGCGGUAGCUCAUGUUGCUGAAGAGACAUUGCAGAAACGGUUGAAUGAAUUCAAGAAGACUGCUUCAGGUGUUUUGACUGUUAGUCAGUUCCGAGAAUCUGAAGGAACCAUAUCGUCGCAGCCUCCUUCCUUUACUAGCAAUCGUGAUCGCGAGGACAAGUUGCGAAUCGAAGUGGCAGUCAAAGAAGCCACGUUAAAGCGAUUCAAAGAAUAUGCUGAAGAUAACCGGUUCAGUGAUGAGCCUCCAGACUUCUCCAAAAUCCCCGCAGAUCCAGAACAUAACAACGCUUCCAAGAUGCAAAGACAGCAGCGGUUGUUGCGUCGGGACCAGUUAGAAAAGGAUACGUUGUUGCGGACGAUCUUGAGCGAUUGUAGUUUCACAGUAGAUACACUCACUGAAGAGUUGGAAAGAAUCAUCAGCAAGAAGAAGGACGAAUUGACAGGAGCCUUGUAUAUAACUCCUAGUGACUCUAAGGGUGUUGGUCAGAGCGAAUUUGCUGAGAAGUGUGAGAUGAAUAAACCUCGAAAUCUCGUGAAAAACUUACCCAAGACCCAAGACAUUUUGGCAAAAGUAUCGUCUUCUACUGAGUUGAAUCUGGAUGACGACGACGAAGUGGUCUUGGAGAGUGAAUUGACUCCAGAAGAAGCCUCUAUUAAGGAAAGAAUAUGGACAGGUUUAAACCACGACUUUAUGGUAGCUCAGGAGAGAAAGAGAUUGAAACAGGAGGCUGAUGAGUUGACAGGGAACACAUCAGGAACUACAAGAAAAAAGAGAGCUCGAACAGCACCAGAAGUUGUUCAAGAGUACGGAGUCAAGGAUGCGUUAUCUGUAAUUGGAGUCGAUGAAAGAACAGGCGAAGCACUUACAGCUGCUGAAAGUGCCAAGAUCAUGUUACUGAAGAAGUCGUUUUCUAAGAAGAUCAACUACGAUCGUAUUGAUGACUUGUUUUCGAAUAGCAUGUAA
Messenger RNA from Scheffersomyces stipitis CBS 6054, 1713 nucleotides. It is a transcript of the gene BRF1, whose product is annotated as transcription factor TFIIIB subunit. Lineage: Eukaryota; Fungi; Ascomycota; Pichiomycetes; Serinales; Debaryomycetaceae. Gene Ontology annotation, molecular function: RNA polymerase III general transcription initiation factor activity; TBP-class protein binding; RNA polymerase III type 3 promoter sequence-specific DNA binding. Gene Ontology annotation, biological process: transcription preinitiation complex assembly; DNA-templated transcription initiation; transcription by RNA polymerase III. Bases 1 to 1713 code for a protein of 570 amino acids. The transcript has a single exon. Gene Ontology annotation, cellular component: transcription factor TFIIIB complex; nucleus; transcription preinitiation complex. The record is from RefSeq and is a predicted model, not a curated record.